AGGAGAGGACUCAGCCAAGCUCGUGAACGCGGAUGCGCGCUCCCGAUAAUAACCCGCUGACGCCUUCAUCCGGGAACUACCGCGAACUCGCUCUUCAACAUGGCGGCGUCAGCUAAGAAGAAGAACAAGAAGGGAAAGACCCUCACUCUCACCGACUUCUUGGCGGACGAAAGUGGAGGCAGUUGCCCGGCUCCCAGCUACCCCGUCAAAACCACUAGCUGGGCUGAUGAAACCGAUGACUUGGAUGGGGACGUGUCGACUUCGUGGCACACAGAUGAGGAUUCAUUCCGGGCCCCGCCCAUUGACCGGUCCAUCCUGCCCACAGCGCCCCGUUCAGCGCGUGAGCCCAAUAUUGACCGGUCCCGACUGCCCCGCAGCCCGCCGUACACCGCCUUUCUUGGCAACCUGCCCUAUGAUGUCACUGAAGAAUCCAUCAAAGACUUCUUUCGCGGCUUGGCAAUCAGUGCAGUGCGUCUGCCUCGUGAACCCAGCAACCACGAAAGGUUGAAGGGCUUUGGCUAUGCUGAGUUUGAUGAUGUGGAAUCUCUCCUGAGGGCCUUAAGUCUCAAUGAGGAGAACCUGGGAAACCGAAGGAUUCGGGUGGAUAUAGCAGACCAGUCGAAUGAUAAAGAGAGAGACGGUGGAAUGAUGGGAGGGCGAGAUCGUGGUGGAAGAAUGGGAGACAUGGGCCCUGAUAAGACAGACAGUGACUGGAGGGCUCGGCCUAGUGGCGACACUGACGAUGAUGCGCCUCCCAGGAGAGACGAUGCCUUUGGAGAGAGAUCACGUGAUCGCUACGAGUCGGAUCGUUUCCGCGAUGGUGCACGACGAGACUAUGAUGGCGGAAGAGACCGCUACCGGGACCGCUACGAUGACCGAGACCGGCGAGAUUACGAUAGAGGAGGUUAUGACUCUCGUGGUGGCGGAGGAGGCCGUCGUGCCUUUGGCAGUAGCUUCCGUCGAGAUUAUGAUGAUAGUCGCGGUAGCAACGACCGUUACGGAGAUCGAGAUCGUUUUGGCGACAGGGAUCGUUACAGCGAGGAUCGGCGUGAGGAUCGAGCUCCCCAGCAGAGGCCCAAGUUGAAUCUAAAGCCCCGCAGCGUGCCCAAGGAGGAGGAAGGUAGUGGAGCCGGUGGCAGUGCAUCUUCCCCAGCCGCUCCACAGAUGUCCAGCAGCAGGGCCUCCUCCAUCUUUGGUGCUGCCAAACCAGUUGACACAGCAGCCAAAGAACGGGAGGUAGAAGAGAGGCUGAAAAAACAAGAAGAGAGGUUGCAGAGGCAGCUGGAGGAGGACAAGAGUCGGGGCCCUGAUAGAAAGAUACGAGACAAAGAUCCAAGCUGGCGGAAUGAGGAAGGUUACACUGAAAGAUCUCGUACAGGAAGUGAGUCCUCCCAGCCAGGAAGUGGCUCUGGAAGAGGGUCACGGUGUCAGGACGGCGAGCGUUCCGGGGAAAACGAGGUUUUCAGCGGUAGGGAAGAUGAGCCCUCAUCCCCUGCACCCUCCUCGCAGCCAGCCCCUAGCAAGGAACCGCUGAAGGUGAUGCCAGCACCUCCCCCCAAGGAGAAUGCUUGGGCCAAGAGAAGUGCGGCCACCAGUGGCUCCGCUGACAAUGAUGGGCGAUCCCCAGUCUCACCUGUUGGUUCAGCCCCUCCCAAGUUCAGCUCCUCAAAUUCUGCAGAUGAAAUAGGAUCCGGAAAGGAUGAGAACAAGGCUGGUGCUGCUCACCGGGACCGGGGCCCCCCACGGGCUCGAGGUGGGCCUGCGGGGCCUGGAGCAGGGCGAGGGCGAGGAGAAUGUCCCAACAGAGACCGAAGAAAGGAGGCAGACAGAAAGGAUAACAGAAGAGACCGAGAUGCCCGACCACCGCCAGAGCCAAAGAAAUACGACGAAGCCCCAAUCCCUAAGUUCAGCUCAGCCAGUAAGUACGCUGCUUUACUAAUGGAUGGAGACGGCGACGACUCUGGCGACGUGGAGUAGAGAAGACGGCAUAGAAGAGGAGCAAAUGAACACAAGAAUAAUAAUUUCACAUAGCUUAUAUUCUCCUUAUGCGGAAGUAGCCCCCGGGAGGACACUCAGCCCUCCCUCCCUCCCUGCCUCCCUCAAACCUAUCUUUUCCCUUCCAUCUCCCUUCUCUCCCUCCUCUGCCACUCUUGAGGACUCUUUCAGGUUCCACACAAUAGUCACCUUCUGGACUUGUUUUAAUUGGGCCGGGAAUAAUAUGAGUGUUUAGCGCAAUGAAAUGUGAUGGAUAACGUUGACAAAUUGUAAUAAAUAAAUGGAAAAAGUGGGGGGAAAAAAGAAUUUGUACAUUUGUGGAUCGAAGGUGUGGUGGAUUGAUCCUAGUUGAUGUAGCUAUGGCAUCAUAAUGGACUUUUAAAUUCGAAUCAGUCAUUUCCAUGAUGAAUUUGCGUACCUCCUACAAAGGCCACAUCAAUUUUUUUUAGUCAUUUGAAAAUUAAUUCUUUUAACUCUUCUCACUCCAAAACGUAAUCGCGAAUCUUGUCUUCCAGCACUGGCUUUGAAUCUGAAAGUAACGCAUGGAACGUUUUCCACAUGUCCACUGUACAACAUGUUUAGACGUGAUUCACUUAACACUCCGAAUGACACUAAACAGCCGCCUCAUGACUCACCUCGAGUCUUUAAGUGCCAUUAUUGUUCAGCCCUUACCAUUGUACAGUCUUUGUUCUCUUUCUAUCCCUUCUGUUGAAAUCAUCGCUUCAAUGAAAGUCUUAUUUGCGCUCCUUUCUGGCCGUCUUCCCGUCGUCCACUGCUGUCCACAAAUCUUCCUUCUCUUCCUCAUGUGAGGGCUGCAGUGUGGGAGAAUUUCAUGACAUGACCUUUUUUCCCGCUUGCAAUAAAAGGGGUACACAGCA
Molecule: messenger RNA, 2873 nt
Organism: Hippocampus zosterae (dwarf seahorse)
Lineage: Eukaryota; Metazoa; Chordata; Actinopteri; Syngnathiformes; Syngnathidae
Gene: eif4ba
Product: eukaryotic translation initiation factor 4Ba
Exons: 15
Coding region: 100-1977 (625 amino acids)
Molecular function (GO): RNA binding
Source: RefSeq, a predicted model, not a curated record